AUUAUAUGAGUCCUAUCACCCUCGCUGCUGCUUUUGGGAAGCAUUUCCGAUGAUCCGGAAACUGGUCAGCAUAGCGAUCACAGAUGUUUAUCCACUAAGUAUUUUUAUACAGUGCCUGAUUCAAUUGUCAACAACUGGUGUAUAUUUCAUUCUCCUCAUUCUACUGAGGCCAUACAGGUCAGUUGUAUGGGGUAACAGAAAAACAGAGAUCCACACAUUUUUUGAGAUAUUGUCGACCCUGACAGUAGGUUUGGUGCAGUCUGUACCCCUCCUGGUGACCCUAGGAGCAAACACCCCCACCCUGGAGUAUCUGGUUCUGGGCUGCAUUGGAUUGACACUGUUAAUAGGGGUGGUCAUGAUCUUUUUGACUCCAGUGGAAAAAGUUGAAGAGAUACCUCCAUCAGGUGGAAACCUAGCCUCUUCUAGUGAAAGCCUGCGUUCACGACACAACAAAGUGGCACCAGCCCCCAUGACUUACGAAGAUGUCAUUCAAGAGAGAAGGGGACAUUUAGAAUUCUAGGGGACUUAUCCUUAUUU
Saccostrea cuccullata (small rock oyster) is the source of this 537-nucleotide messenger RNA. RefSeq lists its product as uncharacterized. The record is from RefSeq and is a predicted model, not a curated record. Lineage: Eukaryota; Metazoa; Mollusca; Bivalvia; Ostreida; Ostreidae. The transcript has 5 exons. The coding region runs from base 50 to 520 and encodes 156 amino acids.